Entrophospora sp. SA101 is the source of this 212-nucleotide messenger RNA. NCBI's taxonomy places the organism in Eukaryota, Fungi, Glomeromycota, Glomeromycetes, Entrophosporales, Entrophosporaceae. The record is from the annotation of a GenBank genome assembly.
AAUCAAAAAAAGCAAUUGAUGGAAUUAAUGGAACAAAAUUUCUUGGUAAAACGUUAUUCUGUGAUUUUGCAUUUAUAAGACCACCUGUCAAUACAACUGUUAGUUUGCCAGAUAGAGAAACAAGAGAUCGUACAUCAACUAGAAGUAGGAUUGGGAGUAGUAGAAGACGUGAAAGAUCAUCCAGUCCAUCAUCAUCAUCAAGGAGAUAUUAA